AUGUCUUGGACAGUACGUGCUCUAUCUUUCACAGGACGGCUCCAGCUUAUCUCAACUGUGAUCUCCGGACUUAUCAACUUCUGGACUUCAGCAUAUAUACUACCAAAAGCUUGUCUAGCAGAAAAUGAUUCUCUUUGUGCUAGAUUCCUUUGGAAAGGAAAACUUGACGGCAGUGGCGCUUCAAAGGUGGCUUGGAUCACGUGCACAACACCAAAAGAAGAGGGAGGACUCGGACUUAAAAAUUGGGUUGUGUGGAACACAGUGUGUGCCCUCAAGCUCAUCUGGUUGUUGUUCUUCAAGUCUAAUUCAAUAUUGGCCUCGUGGAUUAUCACAGAAGUUCUUGAUGGUGACAUCGGCAGAUUCUGGGUGAUUAAUACAAAGCAAAAACACUCUUGGUUAGCCAAUCACCUCCUAUCACUUAGAGACACCAUCUUCCCUUGGAUGAAGAUUGCAGUAGGAAAUGGUGAGACAACUUACUUCUGGACGAGCAACUGGUCUCCAUUUGGGAACAUAAGAAACUAUUUGCAAGGCGAAGGACCUCGUCACUUUGGAAUCCCUCCAAUGACAACUCUGGCUGAACUUUGGAAAGAUGACAAUUGGAAUCUACCUCCUGCACUUUCAAAAAGGCAGGUUAAUAUCCAAACAUUCUUAACCACGAUUUCACUAUCGCACGCUCGUGAUGAAUACUCAUGGGAACCGAACAGUAAUAUAUCAAACACUUACUCGGCAAGGAGGAUAUAUGAUUUGUUGCGUGUAGUUGUGCCUCCUGUGUCUUGGCACAAAGAGGUCUGGUUCUCAGGUGGAAUUCCAAAGCACAGAUUUAUAACUUGGCUAUUUGUUCUGGAUUGCUGCCCGACAAAAGACAGAAUGGCUUCCUGGGGGCUAGAUGUAAACAGGGGAUGUGUUUUGUGUAAUUGUGCGCAAGAGUCAAGAGACCACUUGUUCUUCAACUGCCCCUUCACUUCCGACAUUUGGGAAUUCCUAACUCAAAGAAGCCCCAUCAAUACCCCUUCCAAUUGGCAAGAUGUCCUCUCAAUUCUGAGAUCGACUGCUAUGACUAAACCGUGGCGCCUUCUCACCCUCCUCUAUUGGCAAGCAGUAAUCUACUUCUCCUGGUCUGAACGUAACAGCCGCAUUCAUCGUUCCACCUUCCGUCAGGUUUCAGCGAUCAAAAAAGACAUUAACAAAGUUAUCAGGUUGAAAAUCGCAGCAAUACGACUAAAGGACCCGUCCCUUUCAUCUGCAAUGUACCAAGCUUGGAUUUCAUAA
Brassica napus (rape) is the source of this 1269-nucleotide messenger RNA. RefSeq lists its product as uncharacterized. The record is from RefSeq and is a predicted model, not a curated record. NCBI's taxonomy places the organism in Eukaryota, Viridiplantae, Streptophyta, Magnoliopsida, Brassicales, Brassicaceae. Bases 1 to 1269 code for a protein of 422 amino acids. The transcript has a single exon.